AUGUAUGCGCUACGGUUUAUUCCAACCUUGGAAUCCACCGUAAAUUCACGCAGUAAAUCUACCCUGGAAAAUGCUCGCGAAAAACUAAGAGAUGAUCCUGGCGGUACAAAAAAUCAAACGGAAACAACAACAACGGUAACGAAUCAUAGCAAUAUGGAAGCUACAACAGCAACAACACCAGCCGCAACAACAACAACAAAAUAUUAUAACAGUAAAACAAAGCUACAACAACAGCAACAGAAUAACAACAACAACAAUAAUCAGUUACCACAAAAUAAAAAUGAUAGCCAAGAACCACAAAAGAAACUAACCGCUAAGCAAGCUAAACAAGCUGCCAAAUUAGCAGCUCAGCAACAGCAACAGAAUGUUAAAACAGCUGCUGCUGCAGCUGAUAGUCGACAGCAACAACAACAACAAAAUAACAAAAAUGUUUCCAAAACGACGGUAAAUUCCGCCGACAAAAAUGUAAAUAAUUCUAAUUCAAUACCUGCCAAUACCACCAAUAAAAACACCACAGCAACAACAACAACAACACUUGCAACCACCGCCAAUAAUAGUAAUAAGGAACAACACCAACAACAACAAUCAUCCGCCACAACAGUAGCAGCAGCAGUCCCAGCCGCAACAACACAGAACAGCGUUAGUGAUAAUACAAGUGGUCCUGCCCAGUCGUCAGGAUCCGACAUUAACUGGAGCAACUCCAAAUAUUUACACAAGAAAUUUAAACGUCUGGCAAGUACCACGGAAACUGAGGGAGGAGGAUCCGCCAUUGGAACUGGAGGAGGAUCGGGCCAAGAAUCUGAAAAGCUGAGAACCACAUCAAUAUCAUCGGCCAGUUCUUCGGUCUCAUCACCACCACCACCAGCUGUUGUAGCACAACAGCGACCAGAAAAUGAAACAACAACGAAACCUGCCACCCAAGAAACAAGACCCUCCCAGCAUCCACCGCCAACACCACACCAUUUACAAAAUGGUUAUGUGAGCAAACAGGAAGUGGUGGAUGCUGCCGCACUACAAAAUCAGAUUUUGUUGCAAAUGGCCCAACAACAGUCACAACAACAACAGCAAGUGGUGAUACUUUCCUCCAGCCAUCAAACAGAAGUAACAGCCAGUACGGCAGCUCCUCCCGCCGCAACCUCAAAUUCAGCAGCUACCACAACAAAUGCCAAUACCAGUGGUAAUGGUGGUAGCGGAGGCGGUCGCCACAUUUGCCCCUAUUGCAAUUUAAGCUGUACAAAACCCUCGGUGUUGAAAAAACACAUUCGCGCCCACACCAAUGAGCGUCCAUUUCCCUGUGAAUUUUGUGGCAUUGCCUUUAAGACCAAAAGUAAUCUUUACAAACAUUGGAGAUCUCGUUCCCACAUGGCUCGACGAAAAGGCCUUGAAGUGCCACCCGAUGCUGAUGAUGGUUUGUCGGAUCAGGAUGUGGAUCCAGAGUUGAGUAACAGUAGUUCAGAAAUGUUAAGUCGCACAGAUUCCCCCAUGGAAGAGGUUGUGGCAUCGCAAAGUGUCAUUUCCCAGCCACAACAACAGCAGCAACAAAUUAAUGAGCCUCACACUCUCAUACCCACACCCAUGAAUUCAAAUUCUUCAAUGGGUGCUGCCGCAGCCUCCUCACCAUUGCCACCAGCAUCACCUGCCUCUCGUUUAGUUCAGCCCCAGCCAACCAAUGCCACCAUGCAACAAGCAAGUCCCACAACCCAACAGCAGCAACAACACCAUCAAAGUCAAUUGCCUUUGGGUUCACCGGCUGCUGGGACAUUGGCGCCCAACGUGGCUGCCACAAUAAACCAAAAUAACGUUGGCAGCUCAUCGAGUAACAACAGUUCCGCUGCCAAACAAGCCAUCGAUUAUAAGCCAUAUAAACCAAAAUUUCAUAAUGCAGCCUUGUACAAUUCGCCAAAAGAGGCUGCUGCUGCAGCAGCGGCUGCCGCUGCGGCCGCCACAAACAACUCCUCCUCCCCAAUGGAAACUAAUUUAGCCGGUGCCUCAAUUAAUAGGGUGGAUAUUGUUACAGCCCAACCAUCUCCGCAAACGUCACUUAGGAUAGGAGAAGGAGGAGCACCAGCCACUGGUGGAGGACAUGUAUCUAGCGGCCAACCCCCCUCCUCCUCCUCAGCUCCCCUCCAGCUCCAUCAUCAUCCCAGCCUGUCGCCAAGUACCCAGAUCAAAUUGAACAAUCACCUCAGCAGUCAUCAGUUACAACAGCAGUUGCAGCAACAACAACAGCAGCUACAUCAGCUGGCUCAGGCCCAGGCCGCAGCCGCUGCUGCCGCCCAACAUCCUCACACACAUUUAUUGGUUCCACCCGGACCAGGAAAUGCCCCGCCGCCGCUACCAUUACCUUUGGCAGCUUACUAUUUGCCACACGGAGCCUUUUACAAUCCCAUGGCGGCUGCUGCAGUGGCCCAUCAACAGGCCUAUGCCUCAUUGCAUUUAAUGACGCCCCAGCAGCAGCAACAGUUCCAUCAUCAGUUGCAAUUGCAACAACAACAUUUGCAGCAACUUCAACAUUCCGGUGUAAUAGCACCAAACGCAGCGGCGGCUGUUGUGGCGGCAGCAUCAGUACCACCACAGCAGCAGGUUCCUCCUCCAUCCCCAGCUCAACCCUCACCACUGGCUGGCGUGGCUCCAGCUCCGCCACAACAACAAACGUCGGCAUCGUCACCCUCUCCAGUGCAGCAAAAUCACAUUAAAACUCCCACGCCCGUCAUGGGUAAUACGGGAGUUUUGAGGCCCACACCCACCAGUGCAGGUAGUGCAUUACAUCUCGCCAAGGCCACACCCGGUGUUGUCGCCGCGGGGCCACAACAAAGUCCUCUGCAUUAUCUGGCCAAUGCAGCCCUGAACGGUCAGCCUGUCGCAAUGGCCAGUAAUAAGCUAAAUACGGAUAUGCCAGAACAACCACCACCAUCACAUCAAAUGGGAAAUAGUAGUGGAGCCACCUCCUCGUCCUCCUCAUCCCAACAACGUUCUUCCUCCUCAACUAAUCAUUUGCAGAAUUCAAAUAAUCCUGGAGAAAUACCUUUGAACAAGGAAAACCUCCAUGAACGCAUUAACAAAAUCAUCUCCCAAAAUGAGGCUAUUGUUGAGAACAAAGAACUUCUAUUGCAAAAGAAAUAUCCCAAAACCUUAAACCGUUCUCGAAGUUUUACAAAUGCCAAUAACUCGGCGGCAUCCAAUUCGGGUUCAUCGUCGUCGGGCAGUAUCCAAACCACACUGCAAAGUACAACGGGAGCGCCACCAAGUGAAUCGGCCACAAAUGCCAAAUUGGCACAGGUUAUAGUACAAAAACAACAGCAAUUGCAACAACAACAACAGCAAUUGCAACAGCAACAACAAGCCCAGCAACAAUAUAUUUAUCAACAGCAAUUGCAACAGCAGCAGCAACAACAACAACAAUUGCAAAAACAACGCCACAUUUAUUCGGAUAAAAUCACCAUGGAAGAGGUGGUUUUGCCUCUUAAUGGCACCUCUAAAAAUUUAAUUUCCAAACACCUGCCAGCACAACAAACCAUCAAUCAAGGCGGUCAUCAUCCCGCUGGACAGAUGCAUCAAUAUCGUCCUGCAAAUUCCCAACCUAAUCAGCAACAACAAAUACCUGCAUCUGCAACAAGUAAUGCACCCCCACCACCACCACCAAAUGUUCCCCUAAAUCUAUCAGCCAAAUCCAAGGCUCCCAUUGCACUGGAGGAACGUUUGGAUUUAUCUACAACCUCCUCCAAACAGCCACAGGGACCAUUGCCACAACAACCACCACCGGCCACCCCGCGCAAACGCCACUCCAUUGAACAGCCGAGUCAGGUUACAGCCAUCAUCAAUUCGGCCGCCUUCAAUGAAGCUUCGAAUUCCUCCAACUCCAAUUCACAAGCUGGCCAACAGCUUAAUAAUGCCGCAACCACCUCCACAGCAUCUUCAUCUGCCGCUGCUACUGCUGCUGGAGGUAAAUAUCCUCCACCCAAUCAUUCCAUUAUUAAAAACCUGCUGCUAAAUGCUCGUGGCCUGGCCGUACCCAUGGGUGAGGGUGAGGAUGCCGUUUACAUUUGUCCCCUCUGCUCCAUGGAAUUCCGCACCGCCGAAGAUUUACAACUGCACAACAGCACCUAUUGCCAGGGCAACAACAGCAGUGCCAAUUCACCUGCCUCCUCGCCAUCCCACAAAUAUUUUCGCAGCAGUUCAAUACAAUCGCUGAAUAUGAGUGACCUGAAAAUACUCUCGAAAAAUCCACUGUCCUUGGCGAAGUUGGCAUGGUCACAACUGAAGACAAAGCCUAGUAAUUUGGUGCUAAAUCGUUUGAGUGCAUCGCAGGCGAACACAUCGAAAAGUAACAGUACCACAACGACAUCGGCCACAUCUACCCAGCCUAGCUGUUCGACCACAACGCUAUUGGCAAGUGGAACCACGGGAGCUGCUGCAAACAGCAACAGUGGUACAGGUCCUUCCAAAUCACAUUUGGCUCUCAACGAUAUACCAAUGCGAUUUGUGGAUGCCCCGUUGCCCUCACCAGGCCCCUUACUGGGCAAAACACCCCUGGUGGACUAUACACCCAAUCAUGAUACGAAACAUAAAUCCGAAGAGGUCAUAAUAACCAAAAUGCACGAUGAUCGCUGGAAUAAUAGCACGAAUUUUAAUGACCAACAACAUCAUCCUGCAGCAUUAAACGCCAACGCCAACAAUAAACGUUUGAAAUUUGAAACAUCAAACCUAUCCUCCGCUACCUCCUCCUCAUCAUCUUCGGUGACCAACAAACGUCUAACCAACAUUACCAGUGGCGGGGACAUGCAACCCUUAAACCCUUUGGAACUAUCGAAGAAGGAGGAACGUUUAAAACGUUUCACCUCCUCGGGUGGCUGCAUGAUUCCCCUCUCGGAAUGUGAUGAUGUUGAUAAAAGUCCAAAAAUGAUCAGGACUCCCCUGCUGUCGGGUGGUAGCUUUCAAGAGGUAUCACCCAAAAAGGAAACAAAAUUACCCAUGCCUCUAAUACAAGGGGCUCAGCUAACACCCAAAUUAGCUUUGGGUUUAGGGGCCACCUCAUCCUCAUCGGGGCCACAACAUUUUCAAUUUCCACCCAUAAAUCAAAUAACAGCCUUUAACCCGCUGACUUUGCCGCUUACCGAAAAGGUUAUACCCUAUGUACCGGGUAUACCGGGGCCGAAUAGUCUCACGCCACAAAUGCAUUUGCCACCGCAGCAACAACAACUACACCUGCAAGUUCCUCCACAGCAAAAGUCAAGGACUGUUAGCCCCAAUCGCAAGACGCAGGCAGCAUUGAGUCCCAACAUGCCAGCCAAUGAUGGUGGAUCGAACAGCAACACCAAACCCCUGACCACAUUUGGUGGGGUACAAAAUGUACCCAGCGAAUUUGCCAAGGCUCCGCCCAGCACCAAUAUGCGGAAUGUUAAAAACUGGAACACCAACAACAAAUUGAAUUUACCAGGCACGGCUGCGGGGGGUGCUCCUGGUGCAAGUGGGGAUGUCAAAGCCCCCUUUAAAUCCUUUAACUUUUUGCGCAUGGCUGACAACUUGAGUCCGCGUAAAGUUUUGGGUGAAACCGAAACCCGGCACUUCAAUUUGGAACGCGUGGCCAAGGAUCAAUUGAUAAUUCAACAACCCACCUCCUCAGCUUCGGGUAGUGGCAAGACAUUGUCACCCACAGGAUCAUCGGCAACUGGUACAACAACUCUUACACCCCUGCAUGUGGAUACCACAUCAGGGCUGCAGGUUGAAGCGAAUGACUCAUCCGCCGCUCUAAUGGAAACUAAACCCAAAUCGAAAUUCCUACGGCCAACCAGUCUGCCCCUUAGGCCCGGGACAUUUACACCCAAACGUCAUCAUGGUAUAACACCCACUGCCAAUACCCUGCCUUUGAUUUCACCCGAAACACCCAGACCCUCAAAGGAAUGUGUACAGCUAUAUUUGAAUGGAAAUUCGUAUACCUAUUUGGGUUUGAAAUCGAGCACCAAGACAUUCUAUUGUACCCUAAAUUGUCCUCAACCAUCCUAUGUACAGGAUAUGCAUAAGCUCUCCAUGUACUCCAUGUGGCAACAGUGUGCCGAAAAUAAUCCACAUCCUUUGGGUUUGAAACCCAAGGAGGUUAUGUCGCUAUACGAUUCCCGACAAAAGGUACAAAUUUACAAUAUGGCUGAGAGUAAAAAGCUGGCCUAUACGGUUGUGGCGGCCCAGCAGAUUGUAACCACACCCUUCCUCAGUAGUCAGGAUAAAUUCUAUCACCAUCAGUUGAAGCGGUUAGAUGCAGAGGAAGAUUCCACGGCGCCUAAUAAAGAUGAUAACAAAUCAACAACGGCUGUGGCUGCUGAGCCAAAGGAUACCAGUCAAAUGUCCAACCACUCGGCAACCUCGACCUCAUCCUCCUCUUCCCAAACAUUGGUGGGAGGUUAUGAGUCCAAUGAAAACUACACCUAUAUACGUGGUAGAGGCCGUGGUAAAUAUGUCUGCUUGGAGUGUGGUAUACGUUGCAAGAAACCCUCUAUGCUGAAGAAACACAUUCGGACCCACACCGAUGUCCGCCCGUACACAUGUAAACAUUGUAAUUUCAGUUUCAAAACCAAGGGCAAUUUGACCAAACACAUGCAGUCCAAGACGCACUAUAAGAAAUGUAUAGAAUUGGGUCUGAAUCCAGGUCCAAUGCCCGCGGAUGGUGAAUUCUUGGAGCCCGACAUGGAAUUUGAUCAACAAUCAUCGACAUCGGCUGGUGGUAGAACUUCGUCAAUGGGUAAUGCUGAAUCGGAUUCGGAUGGUGAUUCAAGUGAUAAUGAAACGGAGAGUAGUAAUGAAUCGGAUUCAGAUAAUAAAUCACAUUUGGAACAUGAGGCGGCCAGAUGUUUACUUUCCCUCAGUAUGACACCGCCCAUACAUACCCAAAGUUCGGAGGCAGCUAGUCAAAUGGUGGUCAGCAGCACCACCACCAAUGUCAUGGCCACCCCUUCCGCCACCAAUACAAGUAGUACAAUUACCACCACCUCCUCCACACCACCAUCUGCCAUACGACGAGUCAUCUCGUAUACCUCACCCAAGCCCCCAUUCGAUUAUCACAAGCAGGAACAAUAUUAUUCCAAUCCGGAAGAGGCUAUGCCCAAGAAUAAGACCAUAAAUAGUUUUGAAGCGGCUCCCAUGGAUUUGACAAAGCCACGUAGUAGCUCAGAUACAAGUGUGACAACCGUAAAUUCCCUGCCCGCCACUGUAUUGGUUCAUGCUUCCCUGGCACAUGGCAGCAAACCAUCAGGAUCAGUACCUCCAGCUUUAUAUUCAAUGCCUGGUCCCGUACAAACCCAGGCUCAAAUCGAUGAUGUCAUAUUUGGUGGUAACCGUGAUGAGUCCGGUUUGCUGAAAACAAUGAUCUCAGUUUCCUCCAAAGUGGCUCGUAGUCAACCUGGCCUCUCCGAAGAAGUAAGGAAUCUCAAUGAAGAUAUGAUGCUGUACGACUAUAGGCGGGAACAAACAUUGCAGUACAAUAAAAUUAAGCAAACGCAGUUGAGUCGGGGUCUAACAGCUGCCAGUUCGGGCAGUGAGGUUGUGGUGACAAUGACACCUGCAAUCACGACAGCGGCGGUCUAUGUCAAUGCAAUGGCAUCAAUGACCACCUCCACCACCACAAUGGUUACACAAGUAUGCAGUUCGAUAAGUUCUGUAUCCACCUCGGUGGUGAGUAGUCGAGAUUCUGCAAUUGUGUCCAGCAGUUCUGCUGCAUCAACAGUUACCGCCCCUGCCACUGCCCCCGUCCCAGCCCCUGUUGCCUUGGUGGCCGAAAGCAAACCAGAUGUACCUUUACAAGUGCCAAAAAUUGAAAUAGUCGAACCUUUGGAAACUCCACAGAGAACAAAAUCCAAUGAAAGUAACCCACCCGCCCAAUUGCUACCAGCCCCAGAUUUGAGAAAGCCACCAUCCGCCGCCAAAACUUCUUCUGAUGAAAGUGAAGAAACCGAUGAGGAGCCACCCGCCAAAAGACAUUUAUCAUCGAUGAGUGGUGAUGAAAAAGUGGUGGUGGCGGCCGCAGGUCAUAAUUCCAAUUUACCUGCAGCUGUUUUGCAACCUGGAACCACAGAUUUUUCUGGUGUCCUAUCCGGAGGAUCAAACAGUAAUAGUAGUGGUGGAGGUGGUGGUGCUUCACAACCCACACGUACGGUUAUUGUGGGCGAAGAUGGUUUCACCACAAAUAAUAAUGAAAUCUUACCCGUCCACCCUCGAGUACCACCUCUCACAAAUGCCGAUGGCAGACCCGUCUGUUCGAUAUGUUCGAAAACUUUCCAAAAACAAUCCCAACUGGCUCUACACAUGAAUAUCCAUUAUAUGGAAAGGAAAUAUAAAUGUGAUCCAUGUGGGGUGUCGUUCCGCACCCAAGGCCACCUGCAAAAACAUGAACGUUCAGAGGCCCAUAAAAAUAAGGUUAUUAUGACAUCAACAUUUGGUGUCCCCACCACAUCAAAUCCCCGCCCAUUUGAGUGUACCGACUGCAAGAUAGCCUUUCGUAUCCACGGCCAUUUGGCCAAACAUUUACGUUCCAAGACCCAUGUCCAAAAAUUGGAAUGCCUUCAGAAGCUGCCAUUUGGUACAUAUGCUGAAAUUGAACGAGCCGGUAUUAGUCUAACGGAAAUUGAUACCAGCGAUUGUGAGAAUAGUUUGAUCUCUUUGCGGCUGCUGGCCCAAAAGCUCAUUGAAAAAGAUCCCAGCUCGAAGUUGGGUAGUUAUACCACACCGUCGGGAGUGCUGCAGGACAAUAAUUCGAAUACGGGAUUGGUAUCACAGGAUAGUGCAUCGGAAGAUGGUUUCCAGGCUGCUGCCAGUGCUGCAGCCUCGGCCAUUGCUUCAUUGGACAACGAUAGUGCGGCAAAUACCCCAAGGAGGGCAAAUUCCACCUCUGAAGAUGAAUCCAUUGCCAUGGCAUUGAAUAACAAUUUGAAGCGACGUUUGCCGGGAGCCUUUAGCAGCAGUAAUGGUGAGGACAGCGAUAAGGAUAUACAGGAAGAGAAACGUAUGAGAUCAGAUCUACUGGUGGUAGGAAAUCAUCAAAUGCAGUCGGCGGCGGCCGCAAGUCCACCAGCAGCAAACUGA
Molecule: messenger RNA, 9069 nt
Organism: Musca vetustissima
Lineage: Eukaryota; Metazoa; Arthropoda; Insecta; Diptera; Muscidae
Gene: shn
Exons: 10
Coding region: 1-9069 (3022 amino acids)
Biological process (GO): regulation of transcription by RNA polymerase II
Cellular component (GO): nucleus
Molecular function (GO): RNA polymerase II cis-regulatory region sequence-specific DNA binding; DNA-binding transcription factor activity, RNA polymerase II-specific; zinc ion binding
Source: RefSeq, a predicted model, not a curated record